This is a messenger RNA of Mus musculus (house mouse), 3927 nucleotides long. RefSeq names its product guanylate cyclase 2g (gene Gucy2g). The coding region runs from base 212 to 1594 and encodes 460 amino acids. Gene Ontology annotation, cellular component: plasma membrane; membrane. Gene Ontology annotation, molecular function: protein kinase activity; ATP binding; phosphorus-oxygen lyase activity. The record is from RefSeq and is a predicted model, not a curated record. The transcript is spliced from 7 exons. Lineage: Eukaryota; Metazoa; Chordata; Mammalia; Rodentia; Muridae. Gene Ontology annotation, biological process: intracellular signal transduction; cGMP biosynthetic process; cyclic nucleotide biosynthetic process.
AAACAUUCUGUCUCAGUCCCAGACGCUCCAUUAGCCCCUCCCACCCAUGGAAAGGCCCCAGUGCUCUGGAAAAAACCAUCUACCCUCCCACGGCUGGCUGUGUUUUUCUGCCUUUUUAUAGCCUGUAAACAUCUUCCACAUUAAGCAUCGUCUCUAAAUUCUGAGCCUGCUUCCUUCUGGGCCCUAAAUACGCAAGCUCGGCUUGAGGCGUAUGGUGUGUGUGCGCACUGCUUUGAGCUGCAUCCUCCAGUUCUGUUUCAUAUGCUCGUCAUUACUCCUGCAGGGCUUGCUGUUCCUGCAUGGGAGCCCACUGAGGUCUCACGGCAACCUGAAACCUUCCAACUGCCUGGUAGAUAGUCACAUGCAGCUGAAGCUGUCAGGAUUUGGGUUGUGGGAGUUCAAGCACGGCAGCACAUGGAGGAGCUACAACCAGGAGGCCACAGACCAUUCAGAGCUCUACUGGACAGCCCCAGAGCUGCUGCGGCUUCGGGAGAGUCCCUGUUCUGGCACCCCUCAGGGAGACGUUUACAGCUUUGCCAUUCUCCUGAGGGACUUGAUCCACCAGCAGGCCCACGGGCCCUUUGAGGACCUCGAGGCAGCUCCAGAGGAAAUCAUCAGCCGCAUCAAAGACCCCCGGGCACCCGUUCCGCUUCGGCCGUCCCUGUUGGAGGAUAAAGGUGAUGGAAGGAUUGUGGCCCUAGUGAGGGAGUGCUGGGAUGAAUCUCCAGAGCUAAGGCCCAUCUUCCCUUCCAUCAAGAAGACGUUACGAGAAGCCAGUCCCAGAGGCCACGUGAGCAUCCUGGAUAGCAUGAUGGGGAAGCUGGAAACGUACGCCAAUCACCUGGAGGAAGUGGUAGAGGAGCGGACCCGCGAGUUGGUGGCAGAGAAAAGAAAGGUGGAGAAACUCCUGUCUACCAUGUUGCCAAGCUUCGUGGGAGAACAGCUAAUAGCCGGAAAGUCUGUAGAACCGGAACACUUUGAGUCUGUCACCAUCUUCUUCUCUGACAUCGUGGGGUUCACAAAGCUGUGUUCCCUCAGCUCCCCCCUGCAAGUGGUGAAGCUCCUCAACGACCUGUACAGCUUGUUUGACCACACGAUACAGAGCCAUGAUGUAUACAAGGUUGAAACCAUUGGAGAUGCCUACAUGGUGGCAAGUGGGCUCCCCAUCCGCAACGGAGCUCAGCAUGCCGACGAGAUUGCCACCAUGGCCCUGCACUUACUCAGUGUCACCACCCACUUCCAGAUCGGGCACAUGCCUGAGGAGAGGCUCAAGCUCCGCAUAGGCCUCCACACAGGUCCUGUGGUGGCCGGUGUGGUGGGAAUCACCAUGCCCAGGUACUGUCUGUUUGGAGACACUGUGAACAUGGCAUCCAGGAUGGAAAGCAGCAGCUUGCGUGGGUAUCAUUUGCAGCAUGCAACGCUGCAAGCACAGUUCCCUGACCCCUGCUCCUCUAGCUUUCAUCAGUGGGUAUUUUUUAGAGGACUCAUUUGCAUUUUGUCUUUGUUUUCUAUCUGGAAGAUAAGAUCAUUAUUCACAGGAGUCAACCUGAGUACCAGCUGUGUAGACAGAGAUGUUUCCCCCCUGUGUGCAUAGUGGAGCUACAUAAACACACAUGGCUUCUUCCUUUUAACUCCCUCUCCCUCCCACCCAUCUCUCUCUCCAUGUGUGUCUUUUUCUCUAUAGCUCUCCACCUUAUUCUCCAUCUUGAUUUUUGAUCCAGGGUCUCACUGAAGCUGAAGUUCCCUGACUGGCUGGGCUGGGUGACCAGUGAGUUCUCAGAAUCCAUUUGUCUCUACUUCUCAACACUGAAGUUAUAAAUAUGCACCCACACCCAGCUUUAAUGUGGGUGCUGGGGAUCAAAACUUUGAUUGUUAUGCCUACAUAGUUAUCAUUUUAUCCAUCAAGACUUUUUUCCUGUUCUUAACAGACCUACAUAUAAUGAAAGCAUAUAAACACAAAACACACACAAUAGAAAAGUUUUUUUUUUUUUCCUAUAGUGUCAGACAGUAAAUAUUUUAGGUUUUAGGGGCCAUAUAGUCUCGGUUGCAACUACUUAAUUCUGAUGUUGUAGUUCAAGAGUAGUUUUAGAAACAUAUAAAUGCAAGACCCAGUUCCAAUAAAACUUUAUUUGCAAACACAAAUAUUGGGCAGACUGGCCUGUGAGUAAUAGUAAUCUCUGAUGUAGAGUGUGUACCUGGUGGUGUAGAGAAAAAUCUAUGAACAGAACUCAAGAAAGCAUCAUAUUCUUAUGUGCUUUCUAGUAAUUUUAUCAUACCAACUAUUGCUUGAUAUAUACAUGUGUGUGUGUGUGUGUGUGUGUGUGUGUGUAUGUGUGUGUGUGUAUGUUUGUGUGUAUGUGUGUGUGAGUUUCUGUUGUCCGCCUUGCCUCUGAGGGUAUAGGAACUCUGCUGCAUAGAUGAUACACAGAGAUGCUAGACUGUAUUUAACCCUAUAUCCCGCUGUUGGGUGCUGGACUACUCAGGGGUUGGAAAAAUGCAGCCUAAGAUGUGGGAGGCUGAAGAUGGGCUUCCCUGACUACUGGGUGUCCAUUUGCUGCUGGAAACCAUGCAGAGGGGCUGGGAAUGAAGGGUAGGAGGUCCAUGGGCCUGUGAUGAGGAGCCCUGGGCUGGGGGUUCCCAAACUACUGGACAUCCAGGCACUGGGUCACAGGGAGUUGGGAACGGAGGAGGCCCCUGGAGCUGGUGCUGGGGGAAUGGGCUCCAGCGUAGCUAAGCAGUGACAAGUCCAGGGAUGCAGAGGGGCUUCUGUGGGGGACUUAGAUGGCACAGCUCUGUAGAUGAUGAAGGUUUCUCCCAUGCUCCCCAAGGCGGUUCUUGAUGAAAGAGACAGCCCUUGGGUCCAAACCGUUUAUUGAUUGUUCAUCGUGGAAAUGGGUGCAUACCACCUCCUCAUGGUGGACCAGAAAUUAAAUAUCUUUUGCAGGAAGGAAUGUCCUGGAAAGGAAGCUUAUUGGCUAAACCCUCAGGGUCUCUAGAUAACUCAUCAGCAUGGAGAACUCUGUCCUCAUCUAUGAGACCAUAGGUCAUAGAGAGUGUGGUCACGUGAUCCUGAUCAGAAGUGAGUGGAGUGCCAAGGGUCCGCUGGUGAGAGGUUCCAGGGCUUCCAACCUGCUCAGCCUUACCAAGUUUCCUGGCAUGGUCUAUUGCCCUUGCGCGCGCGUGCGCGCGUGCAUGUGUGUGUGCGUGCGUGCCUGUGUGUGUGUGUGUGUGUGUGUGUGUGUGUGUGUGUGUGAAGGAAAGGUUUACAGUUUACAAUAGAUCAGGAAGCUGGCUGCCUAGGCAGGUUUCAGAAUUGUCUCUACUUGCACCUUUGGUUAUGGUAACAUUUUCAGGAACACGUCUUCAGUUCAUCCCAGGAAGAGGAAGAAGCCCAGUGAGCCUCCGUUCAUGGGGAUCUUCAGCUUGCAGUCUGAGCUGGUUCUCUGUUCCUAAACCAACCACUAAUCCAUAAGUAUCUUACCAAUUUACUAAUGCCUGGGUAGCUUAACGUCCCAACCUACCUAUGUGUCCCAGACACUGGCUAUAAUUUGUACUUUAAAUUUGUCUAUCUGUCUGUCUGUCUAUCUAUCUAUCUAUCUAUCUAUCUAUCUAUCUAUCUAUCUAUCAUCUAUCUUCAUACACACACACACACACACACACACACACACCUGCCUAUCUACCUAUCUGAAAAGGGUCUGACUAAAUCUCAGGCUAGCCUGGAACUCACGAUGUAGUUAAAACGGGUCUUGACCUCCAGCUCCAUCAUCCUCUGCUUCCCAUGGGCUGGGAUUAGGAUACCCAGCCUCGUGCUUUGUUUUAUGAGAAGUUAUAGAAAACAAGGAAUGAAGUAAUGUUGGUCCCUUCUCUAAAGAAGCCCUGCCCACCGACUCCCCCAGUGAUGAUGGCGACUAGCCAAUGUCUGAUUUC